AAUACAAUAGAGCUUCUACUGGUAGCCAUGAUUGUUUUUUGGCAGUCUGCUUGUUCGAAUAAAUACUAAACACUGAUUAUUUUUUGUGCCAAUCAGGCACUGUUUCGUUAAAGUAAAUUGUUUAAAAAGAAAAAUGCAUCAUAGAAUAGUUUUGAGUUUCGUUUUGAUUUCUCUCACCCAUUUGAAGUUUUCUAAGGCCGAAGCUGAUCAACUCACCUCAUCGAACGUUGAUAAGAUACUUCAGGAAACUGAGGUGGUGCUAAUCAACUUUUACGCUGACUGGUGCCGAUUUAGUCAAAUCUUAGCCCCAGAGUUUGAUAAAGCUGCAGAUAGUAUUCGAAAAGAAUUUCCGGAUGAGAAGAAAGUUCGACUUGCAAAGCUUGAUUGCGACCGAGAGAAUGGAAUAGCAGCAAAAUAUCGGGUUUCUAAAUACCCUACACUUAAACUUUUCCGUUAUGGUGAAAUGACUAAAAGAGAAUAUCGCGGUCGCCGGUCGCAUGAUCAAAUUAUUGAAUAUAUUAGAGAACAGAUAAAAGAUCCGAAGUCUUACGCUGAUAGUCAAGAAAGUUUAGAAAAUUUGGAUAAAUCUAAAAAGAAGAGACAUGUCAUUGGUUACUUCGAACAGGCUCAAGGAGAUGACUAUGACAGUUUUAGCAAGGUAGCUUCUAUGCUCAGAGAUGAAUGUCAAUUUCACGUUGCUGCUGGAGAGACAUUUGCCAAAGACAAAGCUGCUGGCAAUAGAAUUGUUUAUAGACCAAAUGAGGAUUUUCAUUCGGAUAUACCCUAUGCAGGUUCUAUAACUGAUUAUCAAUCUCUCUGGCACUGGACACUCGAUAAAUGUGUUCCGGUUGUUCGCGAAAUUACUUUUGAAAAUGCUGAAGAACUUACUGAAGAGGGUCUUCCUUUUGUUAUUCUAUUUUAUCAUCCUGACGACAAAGAAACUCCAGAAGUAUUUGCCAAGACAGUCACUAGUAACCUUCUCGCUGAAAAAGCUUCAGUAAAUUUCCUAACAGCGGAUGGACUUAAGUUUACUCAUCCACUACAUCAUUUGGGAAAGUCGGAAAAAGAUCUCCCAAUUUUGGCUAUUGAUUCAUUUAGGCAUAUGUACGAAUUUCCACAUAAAAAUUUAAAAGAAUCUAUGCUAAAUGGACAAUUGCUUAAAGAUUUUAUUGCUGAUUUGCAUUCUGGUAAAUUACAUCGUGAAUUUCAUAACGGACCCGAUCCCACUGAACCACCAAAACCAGAUCAACCAAAAGAGGAGCAAAAAUCAGAAGAUGGUGAUACUGCGACAGCUCAUGUACCAAAGGAGCAAGAUAUGCAACCUCAAGGAAUAGAUGCAAAGAGAAGAACAUCGCCUCCUGAAUCAACGUUUAAAAAGCUUGCACCAUCGAGAAAUCGUUAUACAAUUAUUAGGGAUGAAUUAUAG
This is a messenger RNA of Dimorphilus gyrociliatus, 1426 nucleotides long. NCBI's taxonomy places the organism in Eukaryota, Metazoa, Annelida, Polychaeta, Dinophilidae. The record is from the annotation of a GenBank genome assembly.